ACAACAAGCUCUGCGGCAACGGCCUGCCCCGCAGGCUGAGAAACAGAGGCUGAGGAAGGAUGGACCCUGCUGCCUCCGGUGGCUUCUCCCAGGAGCAGUUCCGGGAGGCCUGUGCCGAGCUCCAUCAGCCCGCGCUAGCCGGGGCCGACUGGCAGCUGCUGGUGGAGACCUCGGGCAUAAGCAUCUACCGGCUGCUGGACCAGCAGAGCGGACUUUAUGAGUAUAAAGUCUUUGGUGUUCUGGAGGAUUGCCCACCAGCUCUGAUGACAGAUGUCUAUAUGGACUUGGACUACAGAAAAGUGUGGGACCAGUAUGUUAAAGAACUGUAUGAAAAAGAAUGCAACGGCCAGACCGUGGUCUACUGGGAGGUGAAGUACCCUUUUCCCCUGUCCAACAGGGAUUAUGUCUACAUCCGGCAGCGGCAAGAGCUGGACCUGGAAGGACGGAAGAUCUAUGUGGUCCUGGCUCAGAGCAUCUCCAUGCCAGAGUUUGCCGAGAGGCCAGGCGUGAUCCGGGUGAAGGGGUACAAGCAGAGCCUGGCGAUUGAGAGCGAUGGCAAGAAGGGGAGCAAAGUUUUCAUGUAUUACUUCGAUAACCCGGGUGGCCAAAUUCCGUCCUGGCUCAUUAACUGGGCUGCCAAGAGUGGAGUCCCUAACUUCCUGAAAGACAUGGCAAAAGCCUGUCAAACCUACCUCCAGAAAACCUAAGAAAGGGACUCAGGAACCCUGUGCCCAUGGACUGCUGUCUUCAGAAGUGCCACAGCCCACGGACGCCACCCUUCCUUUCGCUCUUCCAUCUCCAGAGGCCUUCACGCUCUCCCUGCAGCGCACGGGCCCUGAGCGUGUGUGCCUGCGGCCUAGCUUCCUUUCCUGCUCUCCGCUCUCUGGGACCCCGCUGCCUCCUUCCACUGCUGAAUUUGGGUCAGAUUAGGGAAACUGCUUUCCACUUGUUUGUUUUUCAAAAGGCAAGUCCUCAGUAGGGAACACAAUCACCCCAUUGUGCCCCUCGAAGGGGAUGGGUGGGUGGAGGUGUGACUACAAAACGUAGGGUAGGCAUGGCCUAUCCAGGCAAGCAGGCUCCAGCCCCGAAUGUGGUUCCUUGAGACUCAGGAGGGGCUGCUGGAAGUUACAUUCCCUUUAGAGUUGACUUUCAGUGCACCAAGCCUGGGAGACUGUAGAUGUCCAUUUGCCAUAAGCUUUGGUGACUUGACUUAGCUGGGAUUUGAGGUGAUAAUCCAAUAAGUCUCUGCCCAUGCCCACUCCUGGAGAAUCACAAGCUGUUUUCAUUUCAAAGUAUCUUGAAAAAAACAAAACUGUGUAAGCCUCACUAAGCCCAUAAUGCGAUAACUGUUUUUCCCUCAUCAUCCAUGUCUGGGUUUCUCUCCAUCCUGUUUGCCACUGGGGAAAGGUUUAUUUAAUGUCACUAGCUCUGCAUUUUACUGGAAACUAGCUCUGCAUUUUACUGGAAACUGAGGCACCAGGAUGGUUCUGGUAGUUAGCAAAAGCCAAAAGGCUUCGCACACAGCACUGUGUUCAAGUGUCCUUAUAUGCAAUAAGAUGAAUUUCCCUUCUAGAAUCUUUGAAGAUGUCGAAGGGAUCGUUCACAGCCAGGGAAAUUUUAAUUAGUGACUUGGUUGACUCUGCACUUUUUUUCUCAGGAAUUGUACCGAAAUUAUCUGCCUCUUCCACCACUGAGAGAGUUCUGGUUUCCUGUUUUCUCCUGAAUUUUGGUAGGGCAAGAAAAUAUUCUGUGAUUCAGCCUUGAUGAUCUCAGGGAAAUAUUUUAACCACAGUGUGUGACAGUAUCAAACCUUGAUCAACAGGCAUAGAAAUUCAGGAUGUAAAGCCAGAACAAGGGUGUUACUAAAAUGCAAUAGCUCAGACUGUGUAUUUUCUUUCCAGGAGGGAAAGUUAUUGAAUACCAAAUAAAUACAGAGUGGCUUAUGUGUGCCUUGU
This is a messenger RNA of Pteronotus mesoamericanus, 1955 nucleotides long. It is a transcript of the gene PCTP, whose product is annotated as phosphatidylcholine transfer protein. Gene Ontology annotation, molecular function: phosphatidylcholine intramembrane carrier activity; phosphatidylcholine binding. Bases 60 to 707 code for a protein of 215 amino acids. The record is from RefSeq and is a predicted model, not a curated record. NCBI's taxonomy places the organism in Eukaryota, Metazoa, Chordata, Mammalia, Chiroptera, Mormoopidae. The transcript has 6 exons.